CGCCCGCUGUAGACUGGAACUUCCGGUUCAGAUCUCUGUUUGAGUUCUGGCGGUUUGUUUUGAACGUCUAAGGCGAAAGAUAUGACCAUUUUUAAUAUUUUUUAACGUAGAACCAUUACGUCCGUACGAUGGACACACAAGCCACAUCUGUUCCAAAUCGGAUAAUCCGGAGAAUACCGAACAAAAAUAUAGAAAAUCUUUUGAAGAAAUGGAACUGUUUAUCAGCAGAUCAGCUGCGUGCCCUGGAUUACACACGACCCAAGUGGAUGAUAGUGGAACAUGUCAUCAGUUUCUGUGAGGAAAACAGACUUAACCUGAAGCACAUAACUACUUUGGAAAUGAUCUAUCAUAUAGAAAACCCCGAUCAAGGCACCUGGCAUGCAUGCCAGCUUGCUGAGGCACAGGAUGAUGCAGUUUGUGUAGAGUUGACACAGUUUAAAGAGCAGUUUAAGGCACACUUGCAUGGGGUCAUUCGGCAUAUUUCCAUUAAGAUGAAGAAACAUGAGGAUGAGGCUAUAUGGAUUCGGAUUGCAUGGGGAGACAACUUCAGCAAACCCAACCACCUUAAGCCAACUUAUGUUGUGCACCACCUGCACACUUCCUAUGUGUUUAUAUCCAACCUCAUGGCCAAACACAAGAUAUUUCUUUGUCAGGCAUUAGUAAUAGCCACUAAACAUGGCUCUAUAAAGGAUGGCCACCUGAGCACCAGGAGUCUCACUGCAAUGAGGGACUUACUUCUGAGACGUUAUCAGCAGGUUUUUCCAAAUGCACACUCAAGGAUCCCACAGGAAAGAAACACCCUUUCAUCCCAUCCCUGUAUUGGAAAGGAACACGGUGACCAUGAAGAGAUGAGACAUCAGAUGUCCUGUGAGGCAUUUGGACACAGUCCUUCACCAAAGCUAGAAACGGCAGUGUAUAGACUUGAGACAAGGUACAGGGGAAAUGGCAACCAGACCCUCAGUGACAGAGAGGAGUUCUUCAGAGGGGUGGUCAGGUUCUCAAGCAGCAGUCUGCUAGAUUCCUUGCGCCACUGCGUUGCUUCAGGCAUGGCUGAAGGUCCAGUUACUCCGCUAUUGUCAGCCAUCACUCAGAGAGGAAGGAAUUAUUUUGUGAUCACAGACAAAGGCCCUGGUGUUUCCAGCCAAGCAUCAGCACAGAGACCCUGAUCACAACAGACAUUGUAGAGAAAGAUCAAUUCAACCAGGAUGUGCAUACAAGAGAAUAUAUAUUUUGCAUCCUGCAAAAUAUAAAAAACAUUAGAGUAGUCAUGUGUAGAGUCUAUCAGUGUCAUAAGAGGACAUGUCUGAGACAGCUGUAAGGAUCGCUGAUCCAGCAAGGAGAGACAAAAUAUUUUAACAGUUAACCUUGGUAAUACAGCAUGUAUUAUUUUUAGCGUCAUUUGAGCAUGGUUUAAAUAAAGGUUUUGAUAGAAAAAAUUUUGUAUACGUCGAAACAAAUACCAUAUUUUUACUAAAAUAAAACUGGUAACAUCAAAGAAAAGCAAAUCUGAAGGCCUCUGACAUUGAAGAUUUACUUUUGUUCUAUAAAAGAGAACGUGUUGAAAAUACACUGAACCUGUAUAUCAACAGAAUUUUCUGGGGCCUUUUAUGAGCCAGCACCAAAAAAUGGAGUGAAAUACUUUAUGGAGGACUAGUUAUUUUCAUCAGCUAUGGCUCGUUAACGCUAGCACUUUGCCCGUUUCAAAUCAGACACAGAGAUUAAGUAGUGUGGCCCCAGAUAGCACACAUAUGUCAGCAAAAUGUCUGUUAAAGAUCGCUCCUGUGUGCAAACAUCUUAGAGACAUCUUUAAGAGAUGUCAGUUUUACAUACAUUCUAAAUCAAACAUCUUAAAAACAUUCUCUAAACAUCUAUUUGACAUCUGAUAGGAAACGUAUUGCAGGAGGCAACAAUCUGUCAAAGCAAUUUUAAUAAUAAAAGUCAUGGGGG
Molecule: messenger RNA, 1947 nt
Organism: Cyprinus carpio (common carp)
Lineage: Eukaryota; Metazoa; Chordata; Actinopteri; Cypriniformes; Cyprinidae
Product: centromere protein N-like
Biological process (GO): CENP-A containing chromatin assembly; chromosome segregation
Source: RefSeq, a predicted model, not a curated record